GUCGUCGUCGUCGUUUCGGUCUUCGUCGUCGCCGUGUUCUCGAAUUCCGGGAGUUGUCGUUGCAUCUCGUUUUUUGGACGAACACGGGUCAAGUCCUUGAGGAACGUAGUAGCAGGCAUAAACAUUUCGUGUUUGUGUUUGGCUAGGCGAUUUGACGGAUUGGCGGGUUAAUUUAACGCGUUCAUCGUCGUCGUCGUCGUCGGAGGUUUAUCGAAGGUUAACCGAUUGGGUACCGAUAGGCAGUUGAUGAGGGAUUGUCACGCGUGGAAUUUGCGUUUUUUUUUCGUUUUGGUGCUGCUUCCAGGCUUUUGUAACUGGCAGGGAAAACUAGCUUGGAUUCCCAAAUGGUGAUGAAAUAUUUGUGUUGUCGAUUUGGUGACACAUCCCUGGUAUUGUUUUGUCGUGGGGAGGUUCCUGGGGUUAAGUGAUGGAAUGUGUUCUCGGAACAAGGUUCACAACCUGUGAGGUUCAAUGAAUACAAAUUGCUCAUUGACACCGUACUCGAUUCCAAGGGAGGAAGCAAGAAAAGGUUGCUUCUCCAGCGAGCUGGUUGACUUUGAGGGUGAAGCCUUCAGCUAAUCUAAUCCAAUGUACUGAAAGCCUUGUGGGGGUAAUUUGCGUGGCAAUUGCGAAUUUCGUCAAACUACUGAAGGAUCUUUCCUGCCCUUGGUUGGGCCUAUCGACUUGCUCGAGUGAAACCACAAAACGGAACAAGCAAACAGAAACUGCGGGAGCUUGGCUUCCCACCUUAUUUUCCGCAUCCGGAACCACGGAUUAUUUUCUCGUAGCUGCUGUUGGAAAAUGAGUAAGCGAAAUGAAAUAAAAAUGGUAAUAUUUCCAGCAAAAGCGAAAGAAGUUGGUGAAACCUAAUUUAAAAGCGUGCGUAUGUUUGGCCGGAUCUUGGCGGGGCUUCCGGAGAAAGUAAUGGAAAACCGGGAAAAAACCAAAGGACACCGCCGAGAACCCGCGUAAUUGCCCCCUGGGGUACCGUUGAAAGUUGGCCAAAGUUGAAAGUGCGUGUCGGGUGAAAGUGGUUUUUCAUCGACUCGAGAACGACGAAUAGUCCGAAGGAAAUUCACGGCGGCAGUGAGUGUGCGAAAAGUUUAAGGUCAAGCUUAAACCGAAACGAAAAACACAGAAGAAAUUCGCGUCACGAAGUCUGGGCCCUCUCAAAGUAAGUUAGUGUGUUUCCUUGGAAAGAAAGAAUGAAUAAGAUGAAAGCUUCGUCCUGCUGGAUGAUAAAUUGAGUCGUUGAUAACGAUGCCAAAAAUGAUAUCGUGAAGUUCAACUGCGGCUCUCUGUGCGUAUGUGUGUCCGUUUCGUAUGUGACCAGCUUAAGAGGAUGCCAUUCGGGGAGGUUCAAAUCUUCCUAACGUCAGCACACUGUAAGCGUGAUUCUGGACAGUGAAGAAAGAAAAAAAACCACUCCACGUGCCCGCAAAGUGAAAAAAAAGAAAAAAAAACAAUUCUUCGAUACGUCUCUCUCCAAUAACAAAUCCCUUAGAAAAGCGCAAAAGAAAUAAGUUGAUGACGACGAUAAUACUCCGGGCUCGUCUCAUUCCAAAAAAAAAAAAUCUAUUGUGUUUGUUAGUAGAAAAAUAUAAGAAGGAAAAAAAUCCUUCUCCAUUCUACUGUAGCUAGUAGGUCAUCACGUCCGAAUGUGAGCGGCAGCAUCCAUAUCGUAUUCGAUCUCUCCCCCGAGGAAAAAUCAUCCCGGGUCAGUGAAUAAUCAAGUAGUAGUUGCUAGUCCGAAGGCGGAAGUCAGGCGGGGAAAGGGCUUUCUCCCAAUGCGAGUUCAAUACUGCCGGCUCGAGUUGAUGUGAUUGUUGUGUGAAAUUUCAUAACGGUUUUCGGCAAUAACCGGACAUCCGGUCCCGGCCCAAAGUAAGCGAAAUUAUCUGGGCAGGCAACCAGGCAACGCCAAAUCGAAGACCGGAAGAAGGAGGAAAAAUCCCAAGAAGAAAGAAGAAAUAACCGACCAAGCCGGUUGGUGUCCGAAAUCCGAAACAGAAGGGCAAAGAUAAAUAACGAUUUUGUGUUCGGUUCGGUUUCGCAGAAAAACGGAGGCUGAAGUAGCUAACGACAACGACAACAUCAACGUCAGCGUCGUCUCCAGAAAAAGGUAUCAGGACGAAGGACACUUCAAUACAGCCCCAUAAGGUAAACCAGUCAUUUGCAAGGAAUUUAGGAGAUAAUCACCGGUCAUAACGAACCAACAAGAACCGCGUGCCGGAUUCAAAUCAAUCAGAGCCGUUGGUAUCGCGAGCUGCUAUCGUAAAACAGUGUAAACGAGUGACCACUCGAAUUCGACCACAGAAAUGGUACACCACUUGACCUCUCAUUAGCAUAAAUGCAUGCCAACCGAAUGAUGGUGAAUCCUGAAGCUGGAAAAGACAGUUAUACACACGCUUGGAUUCGCAUCCUGGGACAGACAGCCAAAAGCUUGCGUACAGAUGAAUGCUUAAUCAAAGGCGCCCAGCAAAAAGAAAAACCGGAAGCAUAAACAAACAUCCUCCCGAUUGUUCCGGAAGCGGAAUUGAAUUCCACCCCGAAAAUUAAUAACGAAGAAGAAGGCGAGCGAGGAAAAAAGAACUCGUUCCCAAAGGAAGUGGAAGCCUCCAAAAUUUGGCCGAACCUUGAACGUGGAGAACAAACACAUACUAAACGCACGUAAAUCCAUGUGUGUGUGUAUAAGCUGAGCACACCGCUUUUGGAGUUAUAUUUUUCGGUAACGACUUCAGCUGGCUCCAGCAACCCCUAAAUAUUUGAGGACACCCCCCUUGGGAGAAACCGGUGGCUGAGGGCACAGAAUUUUUGGACGGAACCAAAUCAGGAACGUGUUGUGGGAAACGCAUUUUUAACGAUCCUCCACCAUCGACUCCGUGAACAAGUAACGACAAGAGAGGUGGUCGGAGCGGAAAAAAAAAUCAGUGAACGACACAAUAAACUGCGGAAUUUAUGUAACUUUGAAGUGAAAUUCAUGUCCGACCGACGAGGACGGUGUGCGUUUUGGGAUGACGACGACGACGAGUGGUGGCUCCAGAGAGGGAGAGAGAGUGAGUUGGGAAAUAAAAUAAAAAUAACCAACCACCAGGAAAAAGAGAAAAAAGUAUAUCUCGACGGAGCAUAAAUAAAAACGUUUCCUCAAAGGGAAACAUCAUCAGCGGGUCGUCGUCGGGUGUGCGUUUGUGGUGAUAAAAAUUUUCGCUGCAAGAAGGUGGUGAUACUAUCCAUUAGUGCAUCGUGUAAAUGGAAAAUCGAAAAAAAACAAGAAUAAUUAUAAAUAGUUGAAUGAUCAAACUCAACGAACCAACCAAAGCAACAGAGAAGGCAAAAAAAACCCAAAUCGCACAUUACAAGCAUAUUUACAAUGAUGGUGGAAUUCCUGUUCAGUGUAGCGUCAAAAUGAAUCCGGUCGGUCAUCUCUCUAGUGGACUAGUGCAGUGAAGGGAUUGGGAUGAAAGUAAAAUUAUUGGAUGCAUUUUUGUAGUGGAUUUUGGCUACCGGGAAAUCCGAUCAGCUACGUCAGCUUUACUGAAACGAGGAAAAUAUUGUAAAAAACAAGAGGAUAAAAAUUUAGCUAUCAACUCGAAUUUGUGUUCGGGAAAAAAAUUGAGUCGUGUAAUUUGUGAGGUGGAUGCAAAAAAAUCGGAAUUAAAACGCUAAUUGGUAAGCUGAAAUCGGUUCGCGGGACCAAUUAAGGAGAAGUUAUUUGAUACGUCAUUUCGUUUGUCGGAAAUUGCUCAAAUCAAGUGAAUAUAUUCCGAAAACUAAUUUGAGUGAUUGGAUCAAAUAGCAGUGAAGGCCUUCGAGUGUGUGGGGUGCAAAUUGGUGGAAUUAGGCCGGUUAUGGCAGAUCCUCAUGUCGGGAACCGGUAAUGUUCCCCACCCGCUUCAAACUAGUCUACAAUGCGGGCCCACGAUGGGCCAACAAUUACUAACGACCACACCGGCCAUCAUCAUCCGGAUCGACCGGAACAUCCGGAAAGGAGCCAAGAACUGCCGAAGCCAUUGCAAAUCAUCGUCCGCUCACCGACGGUAGUGAAACUUGAGCCUUUCACGGCGAUUUUACUGACAGCACUGCUGCUGGUUUCUUUCGCCGUUCCAUCCGGGGCUGGCCCAAGGUACAGCUCUCGAAUCGUCGAAACCAAGUCCGGUGCCAUCCGAGGGGUCAUCCUGGAGUUGAACUCCAAAUAUCUGGAACCGGUGGAGGUCUUCAAAGCGGUUCCUUACGCAGCUCCUCCCACGGGAAAUCUGCGGUUCGAGUCUCCGAAAAAACUCCCCCCUUGGAAAGGCACCAAGCUGGCUGAUACCUUUGGGCCGGUUUGUCCGCAGAGUUUUCCGGACAUCAGCAAUCGAACGUUGGCUCAACAGUUCAUGCCCAAAGGACGCUACCAGCAUCUGAAAAGGUUGCUUCCACUGUUGGCGAAUCAAAGUGAAGACUGUCUAACUUUGAACAUUUACGUCCCAGGAAGUGGGAGCCGCGGCCUCGAAGCACCGUACUCCAUCUUUUUCUACAUCCACGGCGAGUCGUACGACUGGGGUUCCGGCAAUCCGUACGACGGCUCGGUGCUGGCCAGCUACGGCCACGUGAUCGUCGUUACCGUCAAUUUUCGUUUAGGAAUUCUUGGUUUUCUGAAAACUCGUGCCUCAUCGUCACCGGGAUCUGGUGGUAAUCUAGGUUUAAUGGACAUAAUCUUCGCCCUGCAAUGGGUGCGCGAUAAUAUUGCCGCAUUCGGUGGUGACCCAAAGCGGAUUACCCUGGCCGGUCACGAUACCGGGGCAGCCCUCGCAAAUAUGGUGCUCAUCUCGAAGGCGGGCAAAGGUCUGAUAAGCAGAGCCAUGCUGCUGAGUGGGACUGCCCUGAGCCCUUGGGCAUUGGUUCCGGAUCCGGAUGGAAUCCGGCAGGAAGUUUCACAGCAGAUGGCCUGUCACUUGCCGGUGGAUCCUCCGCCGGGGAAACCUGCCCGCAAACCAUCGACCGAUGACAUCACCGAGUGUCUUCGGGACAAACCACUGGAGGCCCUGAUGGGUGUAAGACUGACCACCGUAAGGUUCAUGCCUUCCUGGGGACCAUUCCUGCCGCUGGAGGAUUCGCUGGAUCCGGAAUUCGCUAUGGAACAUUCCGGCGAGGGAUUCAUCACCAGCGAGCUGAUGCUGGGGAUGACGACGACCGAAAGCUACAACGAUUUCAGUGCAUCUGAUAUUCAGUACGGCCUGGAGGAGGAACAGCGCAAUCGUCUUCUGCGGACGUACAUCCGGAAUGCGUUUACCUUCCACCUGAACGAGAUCUUCUCGGCCGUGCGGAACGAGUACACCGAUUGGGACAAGCCGAUCCAGCAUCCAAUCAACAUCAGAGACUCGACAAUGGAAGCUUUGAGCGACGGACACACGGUGGCGCCACUGAUCAAGGUGGCCUAUCUUCAUGCCCGUCGAGGGGCCAAAACCUACAUGUUUCAUUUUGGCUACCAGAGCAAAGAGAGCGAAUAUCCGCAGCGAUUGGGCAGCGUUCGGGGCGAGGAUUUGCCGUACAUUUUGGGCCUAACGCUGGUCCAGGGAGCCCCAUUCUUCCCCCAGAACUUUUCCCGACAGGACAUGGGAGUCAACGAGGCGGUGCUGAAUUUCGUUACCAAUUUUUGCAAAACCGGCGAUCCCAACGAGGCGGGCCACCAAGCGCCGUUGCUGCAUCCGGACUAUGGGACGGCCAAAGAGCGAACCCGAUUUCGGGGCAUCAUGUGGGACACCUUCGAGACCACCACCCAGCAGUAUUUGAGCAUAUCAACGAAACCGAAAAUGCGUAGCCACUAUCGGGGUCACAAGAUGGCACUCUGGCUGAAUCUGAUUCCGCAACUGCACCGCCCCGGGGAUUCGGAGGUUUCGAUGCGACAUCAUCACUUCCGGGAACGGGAGCCGCACUUUUAUGCCGGCUCAGUCCGGGCAGAGUCCUUCAGCCGGCCCCGGAUGUUUGGGGGUGGCGUCGGAGCAGGCGGAAGUAUCAUUAACGAUGCCCAGGAAUCGCGCCUGGAAUCCUACGGAACCGAGUGCACUCCAGAUCCGACGAUAGGGGAGGUGCUGCAGGAGGCCAAUGGCGGCGAUGGAGGGGCGUUGACCGAGGAAGAAGAGGAGGAGCUGCUCGAGAAGUUGGCAAACCGUCAUUAUUACAGCUACACGGCUGCCCUCGGAGUGACAGUUGGAGUCGGUUGUCUGUUGCUGCUGCUGAAUAUGCUCAUCUUUGCCGGCAUUUACUAUCAACGGGAUCGAUCCCGGCGGCGGAGGCGGAAAUCCCAGCAGCAACAUGGCGGCGGCAGUGUUGGAAGUGCUACCGGGAGUACCGGAAGUUCCAGUACCGGCGGCGGUGGUGGAGCUACCGAUGGCAAUGGAUCCCGGCACAAUGGCAGCAUCGGCAGCCCGGAUGAGGCAGAUAUCCCACUUACGGUCGUCCCAACAAGCUCGUCGCCCGGCAACAGCAAAACUUGUAGCAUCAACAAACUGAAACGUUCCAACAGCAGCAGUCACGAACCUCCACCCAGCUAUGCGACUCUGCCGAAAAGAAACGGAACCGGAACUGGAACGGGAACGGGAACGGGUGCUCAUCUCCAUCAGCUGGGGCCGGGGUCAAAAUCCAAGGAAACAAACCUGACCAACCUGAAAGCGUCUACCCUGGGACGGUCCGGAAGUUUCUCGCACAAACAACAGAGCCACCACGCGACGCAACCUGCCCACACCACCCUAACGAUAGGAGGCUGCCAUGAUCUCUCGUCCCGGCACCCGCUCCAGCUCCCGGAAGCAGCCGUCCAUCAGCACCUGCAUCAUCACCAACACCAUCACCAGACCCUACCGCGGUCCGCCAUCAAAUCCGCCCCGAUGCCUCCGCUCCGGUCAUCCAGCAAUGCUUCCUCCUCAUCGCCGGCCUCCUCCUCAGCUGCAACAACAACGACGGCCCCUGUGGGAGGUGGUCCUCCAUCGUUGUCGGUUUCACCUUCGCCACCCCCCUCACUGAUUUCAGCCAGCUCCUCAACGACCCAAUCAACUGGGGGUGUCCCGCUGCAAUCGAUUCUUGUAAAUAGUAACAACAACAACAAUCAUCAUCACCAGCAUCAUCAGCACCAUCAUUCUAGCAGCAACAGUCACCAGCAGCUGAUGGGAUCAGCCAAUGGCAGCAGCAGCAACGUCAUCACGGUCGAUUUGGUCAGUUCGACCAAUCCGAAGCUGAUAGGUGGGAGUGGCCCAGGGAUGAUUUGCGGGGGAGGUGGAAGUUCCGGCCCCGGGAGCUCUAGCGGCUACAGUAGUAAUAACAAUAAUAAUUUUAUCGGUAGCGGUAGUUUAGGAAGCAAUGGGACCCAUCAGCAUCACCACCAUCAUUCGCAUCAUCAUCAGGGGGGAAGUGCUGGUGGAGUAGCAGGAGGAGGACCAGCGCCAGGUGGAAGUGUGAUGGGAAUUACCGGGGGUGGGCUUAGCAUCGGUUCCGGCCACGGUGGUCAGCAACUGCCAGUGUCGGCUUUGGCUAAUCCCGGCAGCAGUUCGACUUUGAAGAAGCGUGUUCAAAUCCAGGAGGUCACCGUAUAGCACAGGUAUAGCACAGCUGACGACGACCAGGAAGCUGUGUGAAGACCGAAAAUAAGUCGCUAUACGCUUUCUCUCCCUAAUGCCAUUAAAGGGAAUAAGGGAAGAACUCGCUCGGGCAAUUGAGAACUUUGAUCAAAGUGCAUUGGUGCUGGAGCCUAUCUUUUCCCGUACGAGGAAAGGGCUCCGGAGAAAGAUUUUGAUAACUUGCCAGAGAACUUCAACUUUUAGCCGAUAAUUUUAGAAAGCUUGUUGGGGAUGAUGUGUUCAUAAGCUCUCGUUGAUUUUAGUUCAACUAGGUGUUGUUUUUUUUUCAUUUUGUAUCAACUUCAAUUUUAGCCUUCAUCCAUUCUAGUGUGUGAAUCUGUCAGUGAUGAAAAUUUUGAAGCUUGUAACUUUUUCACGGGACAUCCAAAACAAUUUCUACAAAGCCUCAUAAAAUUGCAUCACUUUUAAUACUCUCCUUGAAAUUCCAGACCAAAAAUAAGUUUAAGAGUGCCAAUUUGACACUCUUGUCUUAAAAUCGAUAUAUCUCUGAUGUUGGUUUUGGUGUCAACCAAUGUAUUUGUGUUUAGUGCAAUUGUUUUGACAUUUUAAAUUUAUUUGGAAUUUUUAACUUUAUCUUCCUAAAAUAGAGACCAAAAAUUUUCAAAAUCGCUUAAUUUUCAAAUUUCAAAAAAGCAGAUUAAGGAAAACGACACAUUUUUAAUUUGUUUGAAUCGGUGUGCUUUUAGGGGUGCGUUCUUAAAAAAAUGCAACACUUUGUUUUGUGAACAAAAUUUUAACGCAUGAAUUUAGUCGAUUUUAUGACAAAUUUAGUCGAUUGACCUCCUUCGGCACAACAUCAAGAUGGGAUAAAUGAUCUUGAGUGGAACUAGCCGAAUUUUGAUCUUGAGCGGAACUUUUUACUUUUUCAAAGAUCUAGGAAAUCAUUACUUAUGCAUCUAGUCGAAAUGUUGAAAAAGCACUUUUUCAAGAUCUUUUCGGACAAGUUUUGUAAUUUUCGCUAAAAUUUAUCAAAUGAAACAAUAUUAUGAGCAGCUUUAAAAACAUGCGACUUUUUUGCUGCAAUUUUCACCAAUCUACACGCUCCUUGUUUGGUACUCCAAAUUCAGUUUGAUCGUGGUUCAAAACAAAGUUCGAUUCUAUGGAAAAUGGAUCUCAAUUUAAAGAGUUCCAUUUUUCCUCCUUGCGAUGGUUCAAAACAAAGUUCGAACUGCGAACUAAUCCCAUUAUUCCUUUGGCGAAGGAGCAAAACUGAGAUCGAUCUAAUGAACUCAAAAUUGAACCCUCUUUGUGUAUGUUCAACUGAAAACACUUAGCGAGUUCGGCUGCCGAACUACAUUUUGGGUAGCUACGAAUAAAGGCAUGAAAACAGUUCAAAUUGGAGUUCGACUGUCGAACUUAGUUUUGAGUAUGUCAGUCAGAACUUAGUCUUGCGAUUGCCCAGUCAAGCUUAAAGUUGAGAGUUGCCAGUUAAGUUGUUUUGAAGCAAAACAACUUAAAUUUGAGGUAAAAAAGGAGCGUGUAUGCUUGAACGUUAUUGUAUGUAACACUCGACCGAUUUGAACUGAUACUUAGGGGAGAGUGGGGAUACUUGAUCCCCAUUUCUUAUUUUCACCAUAUCUUAUUGGAAAAAUUUAGCACCUCGCCGUCUUUGACAUUUUCUGACAGCUUGUAACUUCAAGUUUCUAUGCUCCAAAAGUUAGAACGAUACUUGAACCCGUUGAUGAACUAGAAGCAUUUCCGUGGGAGUAAAAAAAUUGCGAUUUUUCUGAAGUUAGAGGAGAUUUGAUCCCCUAUUGAAGGAGACUUGAUCUUUUAUUCAGGAAGCCCUAAUCCUUGUAUAAAAACCAAUCAAAACCCCAAGAUAGAAUGUUAAUUGACUAUUUCGGUCAUGUUUGUUCUCAUUUCACAAUUUAUAGCAGACAUAAGAAUAAAAUUCUAUAAUUUGUCUCAACGCUUAUAACAUUGCAUAGCUAAAGGCGCUAUUUUUUAUAAUUAAGAGAAAAUUAAUUAUUUUUGCUCUUUUC
Uranotaenia lowii is the source of this 9595-nucleotide messenger RNA. Its product is annotated as neuroligin-4, X-linked-like. Lineage: Eukaryota; Metazoa; Arthropoda; Insecta; Diptera; Culicidae. Gene Ontology annotation, molecular function: signaling receptor activity; neurexin family protein binding. The record is from RefSeq and is a predicted model, not a curated record. The transcript has 20 exons. Gene Ontology annotation, biological process: neuron cell-cell adhesion; modulation of chemical synaptic transmission; postsynaptic membrane assembly. Gene Ontology annotation, cellular component: synapse; postsynaptic membrane; cell surface. Bases 3909 to 7565 code for a protein of 1218 amino acids.